Molecule: messenger RNA, 1363 nt
Organism: Cottoperca gobio
Lineage: Eukaryota; Metazoa; Chordata; Actinopteri; Perciformes; Bovichtidae
Gene: dtnbp1b
Product: dystrobrevin binding protein 1b
Exons: 6
Coding region: 547-1275 (242 amino acids)
Biological process (GO): anterograde synaptic vesicle transport; negative regulation of protein kinase activity; platelet dense granule organization
Cellular component (GO): plasma membrane; cytoplasm; synaptic vesicle membrane
Source: RefSeq, a predicted model, not a curated record
UGCUCCACUCGUCUUCGCUCCUCUCUCUCCCACUGUCAGCCUCAGCGCUCUUCACACUGGAGCUAGACACUGGUGCAUGCGGUGAUCCAUACAUACAUGCACGUGUGUGUGUGUGUGUGUUUCGUGGGUGCCGGGAUCUUGAGAACGCUCAACCGUUCCGAGUGUGUGAGUGUGCGUGCGAGCUGAUCUGCAUGAGAAUGUGCGUGUGAGCCUUUCUGGAGCCUCUUUUGUAUGGAGGAGCAUGUGUGUGGACUGAGAGACAGCAUGAGGAUGCGUGGUGGGCAGGUGUUGUUGUGAUCGGUGGAGUUUUCGGUGUACUAUCGUCGCGCUGUCUGCCUUCCCCUCCCUCCCAUUUGAUUAUCUUGUGAGGGCAAAAAGCAUCCUGCUGGGAUGUCCACCUCGCCUGGUGCAACAGACGGGAGCCAAAGGAACUCUUGCAGUGGAGAUGUGAGAAGGAGAGUAGCUUUGGGAGUACAUGGUGUCGCCUGCUGAGCUACCGAGCAACACAAACAGCCUGUGAGGGGACAGUUUCCUUUUUUGACCUGCAUGAUGAUUAAGAGAACAGACGCACCAAGUAACGCAGCGCGGACAAACUCAGUGGAGCUAGACGCGGAGUACACACAGAGGGUCCCUGGGGCAGACCAGGGAGGGGCCCCAGCCCCCCAGGUCAAGCUGAAAGAAAGGCAGAAGUUCUUUGAGGAGGCCUUCCAACAAGACAUGGAGCAGUACCUGUCCACUGGCUACCUGCAGAUCGCUGAGAGGAGAGGGCCAAUAGGAAGCAUGUCGUCCAUGGAGGUGAACGUGGACAUGCUGGAGCAGAUGGAUCUGAUGGACAUGUCUGACCACGAAGCCCUGGAUGUGUUUCUGCACUCUGGGGGAGAGGACAACAGUGCUGCCUCGCCUGUCGCAGGUCCAGAUGUCGAGUCCUUCACCAGCGAGAUCAGUCUCCAGGUCCCCACCCAGGCCGAGCUACGUCACAAGCUCUCCUCCCUUUCAUCCACCUGCACCGACUCAGCCAGCCAGGACACAGAGGCCGGGGAGGAAGAGGAGGACGAGGAGGAGGACGAGGAAACUGAGCAAGGAGGAAGUGGAGGUGUUGUUGGAGGAGGAAGGAGGAGAAGGCCCCCCGUGGUGGUGACCCUGGACGAAGAGGAGGUGCAGCCGGACACAGCGCUGGUGGACGGGGUGGAGCGAGAGCAGCACACCAGCAAAGACUGGGAGGCGAGCAGGCCGAAGGUAGCAGAGAUGCUGACAGAUCUGGCAGCGUCUCUCUGAGGACUCCAGUGCCAGCCAUUUCCCGCGGGGCUUCUUGCGUCCCUCACCGGGUCCCAGGCUGCCGUCAUGGGUGCCGUAGCGGGCGGAG